CCUGCUGAGUUCUCCGGCUGCCAGCCAUACCUCACGCUGGUCCCCGCACCGCUGGCUUGCUCCGUCCAGGCCACACGCUCAAACGGCUCCGGAGCAGACACCGCGCACUGGCGUCGAGCCGGCUAGGCGUCCCAGAAGGGCAUAGGGGCAAGGGAGCAAGGUCAGUGCUCCUUGCAUACCUGCAGGCUGAUGUACGAGCCUCCGAGCCCACGCGCACGCACCGCUCGCGCACUGAGGCCGCCGUCCUGGUACGCCGCACCAUCCGCCCACGGCCACACGGACGACGCGCCCUUCGACGACGCGAGUGGGACUGCGCUGCACACCUACCUUACGAGGCUCGCACAGCCCUUUGAUGACCCAUACGAGGAACUAUGCCGCUCCUUCAACGUCCACAAGACACCCGUCACUCUCCUUCCAGAUCGCACUGUCCCGCCCACUAUAUGCAUGCCCGUUCGCCGCGACGCGCAUAUGCCCACACAUGGGCUCGUUAUCCUCCCGUCAUACACCGCUCCUUCCCCGUCUGCUUCGUCUUCCACACCCUCGCCGACCAACUCCUCCUUCCCCGGCUCGCUGCGCCCACACGCACUCCCCGUCAACGUCGACCUCUUCGCGCAACGCUUCACAUACGACCUCUCACGUCUCUCCGCUGACGACGCGUCCGCAAUGGGCUCGACGCUCCCCGUGCCUUUCUACGCCGAAACCGGCGUCCAGUGUGUCGAGCUGCCGACCAUCGCCCUGGCCCUCCCCCACCCGCCCUCCGUCCCGCUCCUCCUGUUCUUCGGGCUGGACCUACCGCUGCCCCCGUCCACCCCACCGCCCUCCCCAUCAUCGUCCAGCACGCCGGAGUGCUCGUCGCGGCGAAAAAGCGGCACGUCCGGACUGGACACGUACACCGGCCUUCUCGCCACCUUCCUCCUCCCCACGCACGUCAUCAACGAGUUCCCGUCGGGCCCCGCGAUGGCCUCCGCGCUCCUCCGCGCCCCACACGCCCCCUACCGCACCGCCGCGCACUCCGACGCGGGGUCCAGCGCGGGCUCGGGCUCGGAGUGGGACUCGGACGCGGACGAGCCGGCGGCGCAUGACGCCGCGGUAACGGAUGCGCAGCUGCGCGAGCGCACGGCGUUCGUGGGGGGCCUCUGGGCGAACGUCCUCGCGCUCGGGCCGCGCGACGGGCGGAUCGUGGACAUGGUGCGCUCUGCGUGGAAUGUGUGCAGGGAGGCAGGGCGGAUGCGCGAGCUCGAGGGGCGCGCGCGCGGGAGGCAGAGGCGCUAGCCUCGGACCCCGCCCCCUCCAUGGCUCGGACGGGGGGCUUCGACAAUCACGACAUGACAUACAGACGAGACGAGCAGGCGCGGGGGGAUCUGGGCAUAGCCCGGAACAACCACACCACUCCUUCGACCCCGCCCCUGCCUUGCGACCCAAAAGCACCGACGGGUGCGCGGACCCACAUCGACGUUCCUUCAGUUUUACAUAUAUACGCUCACUCUCCGGAUUGGACCCACUCACCUAGUAUCGUGCUGCUGCCUGUAUAGAUACCA
This is a messenger RNA of Rhodofomes roseus, 1538 nucleotides long. RefSeq lists its product as uncharacterized. Bases 190 to 1272 code for a protein of 360 amino acids. The transcript has 2 exons. NCBI's taxonomy places the organism in Eukaryota, Fungi, Basidiomycota, Agaricomycetes, Polyporales, Fomitopsidaceae. The record is from RefSeq and is a predicted model, not a curated record.